CACGGACGCUCCGACGAAAGGAUUGUUACAAAGUUCUCCGUACAAAUCCAUCAAAAUCUUCAUCAUCACAGUUAUCUAGAAGUUGCCUUGCUCCUGAUUCAUCAGCUGGGACGCCAUGCAGAAGCGCCCCAAUGAUCAGGAGAGCACCGAGCCUGAGCGGCCCGUCAGUAGCGUCAAUCCAGCGUCACUUGCACGCGUGAUACCGCCCCCUGGUAGACUCCCUGAAGCGAUGCAUUCUGGACUGCAGCAGUUUCCUGUACAAGGCUUUCAGGUCAGCCAACCGAGCCAUCAUAUGGCCCAACCAAUCCACCAACCGGCCGCACCCCAGCCACAGGUACCAGUCCCAGCUCCUGUACCCACUCCUGUCGCCGUGGCUGCCGCAGCACCCGUACAGACACCAAAUGCACCAGUGCACCAGCCGGUGCAGAGCCAAGUGCACCAACAACAGACUGUUCACCAGGCGCAAGCCCAUGCACAGGUACAUAGUUACUACAAUAGGCAACAAGAACAUCACAAUUGGCUAGUCGACGAGACUUCUGCUGGGGCUCCGAAGGCUCAUUCAGCCCAGGUCCAAGGACAACAGCAACAACAGUUUCAACGUCUGAAGGUGGAGGAUGCGUUGUCUUACUUAGACCAGGUGAAGCUACAGUUUGGCAAUCAGCCGCAGGUCUAUAAUGACUUCUUGGAUAUCAUGAAGGAGUUCAAGUCGCAGUCAAUUGAUACUCCUGGUGUCAUCAACCGAGUGUCCAACCUCUUCAAAGGCCACCCAGACCUCAUCGUCGGCUUCAACACCUUCCUGCCACCUGGGUACAAGAUUGAAGUGAAUGCAGCCAAUGAGACUAUCAGUGUGCACCAACCUGGUCAGCAGGUGAUGUCGAUAUCCCAUGCUACGGGGUCUAUCCUGCCGUCGGCCCAACCAGUCGCAACGAUUCCACAACCUCAACAGCCACCACAACACUCCUCGCCUGGUCACGUCGGAGCAACUGUCCCAAGUCAUGUGACAUCAUCGACACAUCACACCUACCAUCAUCAACGGCCCCCGGUGCCUGAUAUCCCGUCGCCACAGCGGGACCAAAAUCAACAACAGGCCACCCAACCUGUUGAGUUCAAUCAUGCCAUUAACUAUGUCAACAAAAUAAAGAAUCGGUUCCAAGGCCAGCCUGAGAUCUACAAAGCAUUUCUUGAAAUACUCCACACGUAUCAGAAGGAACAGAGAAGUCUCAAGGAUGCGUGCUCUCUUAUGCAGGGAACUGUCAAUACAGGUUAUAAGCCUCUCACCGAGGCGGAGGUCUAUUCCCAAGUGGCCAAACUCUUUCAAAAUCAAGAAGAUCUUCUUUCGGAAUUUGGACAAUUCCUGCCUGAUGCGAAUGGUUCAUCAGUUGUGAGCAUCGAUGCUUUCAACUUCCAAAGUCUCCCAGCAUUCGCUGCAGCAAGCCUCAAGGACUCCACGUUUGGUGUUAAAAACGACCAUUCCUCGACCGUGAAGAAGUUAGGCUUCGGCACCAAGACGCAGAUAAAGAACAGCAGUCACAUGCGACGGCCGUCAUCUGGGAGCAGUGGCCUCGCUCCGCCGGCAAAGAAACCAAAGACAGGGCCUCUCAAGGAUGUUUCGUUGACAGAGGCCGGGAAGUAUGGAAGUUUGAAGGAGUUUGCUUUCUUUGACAAGGUGAGGAAAGCCCUAAAGAAUCAAGAAGUCUAUGAGAAUUUCCUGCGCUGCCUCGUGUUGUUCAAUCAGGAGGUUGUAUCGAGAGCAGAGCUGGUCCAACUGGUGCAGCCAUUCCUCAGCAAAUACCCCGACUUGUUCAAAUGGUUCAAAGACUUCCUUGGCUACAAAGAGAUGAGUGGCAUGAUUGAGGCCCUGCCCCAGGGUGCGACAGGCAAGGAACGCAUCAGUGGAGACCUGGCUAUGGAGAUUGACUAUGCAAGCUGUAAACGUUACGGAGCCAGUUAUCGGGCGCUACCCAAGACUUACAUGCAACCCAAGUGUUCGGGGCGGACGCCUUUGUGCAAGGAGACGUUGAACGACACAUGGGUAUCCUUCCCUUCCUGGUCAGAAGAUUCAACAUUUGUCACGUCGAGGAAGACACAGUUUGAGGAACACAUUUACAGGUGUGAGGACGAACGGUUUGAGCUUGAUGUCGUCAUAGAAACCAACCUGUCAGCAAUCCGUGUUUUAGAGGGCGUACAGAAAAAGAUGCAUCGCAUGUCCAGUGAGGAAGCUGCCAAGUUUAAACUCGAUAACUGCCUUGGUGGCACAUCAGAUGUGUUACAUCGGAAGGCAAUCCAGCGGAUAUACGGCGACAAGGCUCCGGAUAUCAUCGACGGUUUGAAGAAGAACCCGGUUGUAGCUGUUCCUCUUGUUCUCAGACGAUUAAAAGCAAAAGAAGAAGAAUGGCGGGAAGCACAGCGUGGCUUCAACAAGAUCUGGCGGGAACAGAAUGAAAAAUACUAUCUCAAGUCACUUGAUCACCAGGGCAUCAACUUCAAACAGAACGAUGUCAAGUCCAUACGCUCGAAGGCUCUUCUCAAUGAGAUCGAGACUAUAUUUGAUGAGCGCCAGGAUGCUAACGGUGAGGGUACUAGUGAUGUUCAUAUCUCCUACACAUACAAGAACAAGUCGAUUCUCGACGACGCAGCAGCCCUUGUCAUCCAUCACAUGAAACGUCAGACAAGUAUCCACAAAGACGACAAGCAAAAGAUCAAACAACUACUGAAGCAUUUCAUUCCGGACUUCUUCUUCACGCCGCGGGGAGAUCUUAGUGAUGACGAGAUGGACAUUAAUGAUGAUGAUGAAGAGACUCCUAUGAACACAAGCACGAGUCCAACGAAAUCAAAGGAGCCAGUCAUUGUGACGACACCGGUGAAGAUAGAGCCAGUGGCAGAGGAACAGAAGAAGACUGAUGACGUGAAAUCACCCGUCAUCAACGGCCAUGCCAAUAGUGACGCAGAGAAAGAGUUCGAUGAAAACGACGACAGAUACUCACUUUUCUUCGUCAACAACAACUGGUACCUGUUCUUCCGGUUGCACCAGAUCCUGUGCGCCCGUCUACAAAAGAUUUACAUUCACGCAUCAAAGAUUGCCGAGGAAGAGAUAGCAUGCAAGAAGGAGAGGCGCGAGGCGACGGCUAUUGCCUUGCGAUUAAAACAGCCAACUGAAGUCGAGCCGGAGGACUACUACCCAUUCUUCCUCGAGAUGGUUAAGAAUCUCUUGGACGGCAACAUGGAAUCUAACGGUUAUGAGGACCAGCUGCGAGAGAUGUUUGGUAUCCAUGCCUACAUUGCCUUUACCCUCGAUAAGGUCGUCCAGAACAUGGUCAGACAGCUCCAACACAUAGCAUGUGACGACUGUUGUAUACAGUCGACGGAACUAUUCCAGCAACAGAAGGUCCUGGACGCGACCGGUGGGCGCCUGGCCACGCAACAUCAACGAGCUGCUGUCGAGAAUGCAUAUCAACGGAAGGCAGAGCAGUUGUUGUCCGAUGAGAACUGUUUCAAAGUGAUGUUGUAUAAGAAUGACUGCCGUCUGACCAUCGAACUCUUGGACACCGACACGGAGAACUCAGAGGAACCAGUCGAGGUCGAACGAUGGUCAGAAUAUGUGGAAAAAUACAUCGCCAAUGACGAGACAAUACCUGGUGAGCUGAAAGACCAGCUCUCUCGGAAACCUGUCUUCCUGCCAAGAAACAUCCGCCAAUGGCGACAACGGAACAAGCUUGACAAACAAAUCAAAGAGGGCGCUCCGGUCGCUGGCCCCGUGACAGCAGACGGAGACGGACCUAAACCCACUGUCAAGGAAGAGCUGCAGGUCCUCGAUGAUACGGAAUGCAAGUUCAACGUGAACUCAUUCAAGAUGGUCUACGUGGUGAACAGUGAGAGCUUCCUGUACAAGAGGAAUGCAUUGAACAAGGCACAUGUGUCUCACCCGCGCAUCUCGAUGAAACUCCACGAUAAAUUCAGCGCCUGGUGCCUCGCGUGGCGAGACAUGAAUGUUGAACCGGACAAGGAGAAGGAGUGCAGUGAUUGGCUGGAGGCGAAUAAUGAGGACGAGGAACGUAAGCCAAGCAUCACACGCCGAAAAGACGAUAACGAUUUGGAGAAAUCGCCGUAUUAUCCGUAUAACAAGUACGUCGUGGAAUACUUUGCUCCAGUGCCACCUCAAGCUGAGCCUGCUGCCGGAACCCCAAACCCUACUCCGACUCCCAUGGAAACGGACUCACAAUCGUAGAAUCUCAAACUUCUUUAGCUGUUCCCCCUUCUGUAUUGUACUUGGUUUGUUCCAUCUAGUGAGUAUGUAUACGUUGGAUCAGUUCCUUUGAACAGAUUGGGUUAGGUCACGGCAAUGUUGCCUUUGAACUUAUUGCUGUGACACCCCCUCCUGUGUGGUAAGUACAGCAGGGGUGACAGCAUAAAGCAGACCCUCGGAAUAACCAUAUCGUGGAGUUGCAUUGUGCACCUGUUUUUCAUCACAGACUUAAACUUUUGUUGACCAAAAGUCAUCCACCUCUUCAGCCCAGGGCUGUUAGUGUUAACCUGUUUGUUUACACAGUGAAUGAUGAAAUGUCUUAUCACAUAUUCCUUUUCGGCACGAGGCUUGAAAUUGAAACAAUUCAAAUGAUUAGAAAAUACUUCAGUUGAAAUCGAUAUUUUGGUCAAAAUUGUGCCGAAAUAUUUCAACAGCUUGUGUGUUGCUGGAAUUUGCUAGUUGAAUAACUGCAUUUGAUUUUGCAUAAAAACGCCUGAUUUGGUCUGGAAGGACUGCACGUUAAUAAAUUGUGCAGAACCCACGUCUCAGAUAUUUUAUUUUUAUAUGAGAAAUGAUUACCAUUGGUCAUGUGACGAGAAAUGCAUUUAUUAUAUACCUUUUCAUCUGGACUGUUCUUAUGCAUUGACUGGAAUGGUCCAUUGAGGAAAAUGGGGGGUGAAGAUUAAAGGUUAUCCAUGAAUUUGUUCUCAUUUUGUUACUAGCUCUGUUGUGCUAGGUAUAUUUGGUCGUUUUGCAUGGAGAGGGGGGGGAGCUGCAUUAGGUUUGUACAGUUGACUUUCAUUGUUUUGAACAGUUACUAAAUAACGCCUUGAGAAAACUCCUUUUGUCCUUAUAAGGAGAAUCUACAGAGUAUGCAUUGCUGAAGAUACUUCUUCCCUCGUCUAACCACAGGGUUGUACAGGUUUACAAAUAGUAUGGGACAUUUUCAGAUCCCUCCCCACCCCAAUGCGUACAGACUUUAUGAGAGCCCCCUAUUGCCCGUUGUAAAUAUUAUGAUAUUGUAAUGUAGCAAAUGUUUUGAUUGUAAAUUUUUCUGCCGUGACCUUUUUUGUGACGACGACCGUACUAUUACAAACGCCAUGCCUGAGAUUCCUCGGAAAUAAUGUUGUAUUAGCGAUUGAACUGUAAGGCUGAGUUUCCACAAGUCGCGUACCACCAUAGCGUGUUAGCAAAAGCAUUUUUGAAGAUGAAUUUGAAUGCCUACAUAACCUGCACUUGAGAGAUGGUGUUGUUUCGCGCCACAUAUCACUGUUGAAACAUGAUGAUUCAAUCACCGCGACAUCUUUGUAAACUCUGCCUGAUUCUAUGAACCUGGAGUUUUCAGCGGCAGUUCAUCAAUGACGAGUCUGCCAUCUUGUGGUGGUGGUAAGAUGAAAUACGAAAAACAGUUUAGAUAAGAUCCAACUAAAGUUUUAAGUUGCUUUACAUGAACAACAAAAACAAGGAAUUGAAUGUCUAUUUAUAAAAUUAUGAACUUGUUAGCAUUUUGAAUAGUUGGUAAAAGCUGAAAGAGUUUUAAUACUGAGUACUUCACAAUGCGAUGUACAGGCUAAGUUUCUAUAAAACGUCACAUGAAAUGUCAACAAAAUGCGUAUUAUUGAAUAUAUACAUAUAUAAAUAUACACGAAUACAAAUGAGGAAGAUUUGUUUAUUUGAUUCUUUGUCUGAUAUGUGGCUAUGGGACUGGCCCCCCAUAAUCAUGCUGCUCCUAUUACUUUGAGCAGAAUCCCUGGAAGUUCUACAGGGUGUUCCAAUUCGUUAGCUUGUCCAGUUUUUCGGUUCAGGUCCGGCAGUUACCAUUGUUUACUCUAAGCAUCUGUUGUCGCUGUGAUAUUUCUCCUGUUUUGAUUGUGAUCCGAGGCCAAACAAACCUUCAUAGUGUCCCAGCACUAAGAUGCUGUUGGCAAUAGUCUAAGACCAUGUCAUCAUGGUUCCCUCCAAAGCCUGGUAUGUGUGCUGUCUGAUGUCUGGACUAUUCAGAACAGCAU
This is a messenger RNA of Lineus longissimus, 6252 nucleotides long. RefSeq names its product paired amphipathic helix protein Sin3a-like. The transcript has 22 exons. Gene Ontology annotation, cellular component: chromatin; Sin3-type complex. The record is from RefSeq and is a predicted model, not a curated record. Gene Ontology annotation, biological process: negative regulation of transcription by RNA polymerase II. Gene Ontology annotation, molecular function: transcription corepressor activity. The coding region runs from base 116 to 4225 and encodes 1369 amino acids. NCBI's taxonomy places the organism in Eukaryota, Metazoa, Nemertea, Pilidiophora, Heteronemertea, Lineidae.